AUGACGUGUAAAGAAAAACCAUCGAAAAGUAUUUUAAAAGCUGAUCACGAGAAAGCAACUACACUUGGAACAUAUAAUAUUUAUACAAAACGUGCCAGUUUCAAAGAUGAUGUAAUUUUACAACAAUUUAUCCAAGACAAAUGUGAACCAACUACACCUUGUGUCAUUGAAGCUAAACUACCUAUCGCUCCUGAUGUAACCGAAGAAGAAUUAACACCUGAAGAAAUAUCAAGACGUAAAGAAUUCAAACAAAAACGUCGUUUGGUAGACUUAGAAGGUGCUGACGGAUUAAGUUUGAAAGCUGUUCUAGCACAUCGUGUCUCUUUGCCCGGUGUGGAAGGUGACGAUGAGGUAGAAAUGGAAGCUGAGAAAAAUGUAGAAGAAGAAGAAGAAGACCACGAAGAAGUUAAAGCUACUGAUCAACAAUUUGAUCGAACAGCUAAGCAAAUUCCUAGUGGAUCUAUCUAUGCAACGAAUAAUGAUGAUUCACUUUCAUUACUGUCCAAAUCAUCCAAACACCAAUCUGAUAUUGAAUGGAAUUUCUCUAAUAUGGAACAUGAAACAAUUAUCGAUAAAUUAUCAAAUAGAAAGUCUGAUCAAUCGGAUAGUUGUUGUGAAACAACAAGUAUUUUAUAUUCAGUUCCUAAUAUUGUGAACACAUUGUCAACUUCAACGAUUAAAACAGUAGAAGAACAAACAUCACCACCAACACCACCACCAAUGACAACAAUAAAAAUCAAUAAGGAUAACAGAAAAUAACUUGCUAUUCUUCUAUUAUACCACUUAUCCUCAAAUGAUUAUUAUAGGUCAUUAUCUAUA
Molecule: messenger RNA, 819 nt
Organism: Schistosoma margrebowiei
Lineage: Eukaryota; Metazoa; Platyhelminthes; Trematoda; Strigeidida; Schistosomatidae
Source: the annotation of a GenBank genome assembly